AAUUGAAAGAAAAGUUUUUCCAGAAAUAAGAGAAAAUCCGAGAUGAAGAUGAAGUGGGGAAACAAAGAUGUGGAGACAGCAGUUCCCCUUCUGCCGGAGUUCGUCUCGGAGAGGAAUAAUUUCGAGGGAGCUUCGGUUUCCGGUGCAGUAUUUAACGUCUCUACCACCAUCGUCGGUGCUGGAAUUAUGUCGAUUCCAGCUACUAUGAAAGUGUUAGGCGUAAUUCCGGCCUUCAUCCUCAUCUUUGUCAUCGCUGUCUUAUCAGAGAUUUCCGCGCGUUUCCUCCUGAAGUAUACUCAUUGUGGCGACUCAACGACUUACGCCGGCGUCAUGGCUGAGUCGUUCGGGAGGCUUGGAGGUCUGGCGGUUCAGAUUUGCAUCUUGAUCACCAACAUCGGUGCCUUGAUCAUCUAUCUUAUUAUAAUCGGUGACGUGCUUUCUGGGAGUCAAUCCGACGGGACGGUACACCUGGGUGUACUGCAACAAUGGUUUGGCGUGCAACUCUGGAACACGCGUCCAAUCGCGCUCCUUUUCAUUGUGCUGUUUGUGUUGCUUCCCCUCGUCCUGCUGCGCCGUGUAGAGUCUUUGAGGUUCACAUCAGCCAUAUCCGUUUUACUUGCUGUGGUGUUUGUGGGCAUAAGCGCGGUGAUAGCUCUAUCUGCCCUCUGGGAAGGUAAAACAAAGACCCCGAGACUGCUACCAGACUUGGUCAAUCAGGCAUCCUUUUUUGAUCUCUUCACUGCUGUUCCGGUCAUUGUGACGGCUUUCACCUUCCACUUCAAUGUUCAUCCGAUAGGAGCAGAGCUUCGGAGACCUUGUGACAUGGUCUCAGCUGUGCGGAUUUCACUAAUACUAUGCUCCAUCAUAUACUGUUCUGUUGGAUUUUUUGGCUACCUGCUAUUUGGUGACUCCAUCAUGUCUGAUAUACUUGUCAAUUUCGAUCGAAAUUCUGGUUCCACGAUCAGCUCAUUGCUUAAUGACACAGUCCGCUUAAGCUACGCACUCCAUCUUGUGUUAGUCUUUCCUCUUCUAAACUUCUCUCUAAGGGCCAACAUUGAUGAACUCCUGUUUGCCAAAUCCCCCAUCUUGGCUUCAGACAACAACCGAUUUUGGGCCCUUACCUGUGGUCUACUUGGGUUAAUCUACAUAGCUGCGAUAGCCAUCCCAAAUAUUUGGUAUUUCUUUCAGUUCAUGGGAUCAACAACAGCAGUCUGCCUUGCAUUCAUCUUCCCAGGUGCAAUAGUCCUGAGGGACGUUCACGAAGUAUCCACAGGAAGCGAUAGGAUCUCAGCAGCAGUCAUGAUAGUUUUGGCUAUAGUUACAAGCUCUAUUGCCAUUUCCACCAAUAUUACAAAUUUAACCAGAAGCAAAUUGUAAUUCUUGUUGUAUUAAAUUGAAAAUGUUAAUUCCGGUGGUCACCUAUUAUCAAAUUUCAAUCUUAAAAUUCCAUGUACAAUAUUAAGUGAGAUUAAUAGAUAACUGUUAAUAUGGUAUGGUUCUAC
Molecule: messenger RNA, 1502 nt
Organism: Nelumbo nucifera (sacred lotus)
Lineage: Eukaryota; Viridiplantae; Streptophyta; Magnoliopsida; Proteales; Nelumbonaceae
Product: Transmembrane amino acid transporter family protein
Biological process (GO): amino acid transmembrane transport
Cellular component (GO): membrane
Molecular function (GO): L-amino acid transmembrane transporter activity
Source: RefSeq, a predicted model, not a curated record